UUUUCCAAGCUUGUGGUCGGCGAAAAAAAUCUCCUGGUUUAGAAAGUAGUAGGCUUGUGUGCGUGUAGAUUGUUACAAUUUCAUAUUCAUUGUUGAAUUUGUGUUAACAAUAAUUUGCGAUGUCUGCGAGUGGAGCAACUCCGAAGAAAAUGAAAAAAAUGGAAGCAGGGGAUGGAGAUGAAAGCCGAGAUUAUGAUGCUGAAACACAGAAAGCAUUGGAAGAAAUCGACGCUUGUCAGAAUGAAAUCGACGCUUUGAAUGAAAAAGCUAGUGAAGAAAUCCUCAAAGUUGAGCAAAAGUACAACAAAUUAAGGAAGCCCUUCUUCGAAAAAAGGAAUGAGCUGAUUCGAAAGAUUCCUAACUUUUGGGUGACCGCUUUCGUAAAUCAUCCACAAAUUUCUGCUAUUCUUGAUGAAGAGGAAGAAGAAUGUUUGCAUUUUCUUACUAAGCUUGAAGUUGAAGAAUUUGAAGAUAUUAAAUCUGGUUACAGAAUCAAGUUUUACUUUGAUGAAAAUCCAUAUUUCGAAAAUGACGUUAUUGUUAAAGAAUUCCAUCUUGGUUCUUCAGGUGACCCAGCAUCUCAGUCUACUCCUAUCAAAUGGAAGGAAGGCAUGGAUCUCACCAAGAGGCAUAAAGAAAGGCAAGCACAAAUGAAAAACAGCAGAAAAAGAGCCCAUGAACAGCCAAGGACAUUUUUCACAUGGUUUGCUGAUCAUGGAGAUGCAUCUGCAGAUGAUAUUGCAGAAGUAAUAAAAGACGAUAUGUGGCCAAAUCCUCUACAGUACUUCUUAGUGCCAGACAUAGAAGUUGAAAAUGGUUUAGAAGGAGAAGAAGAUGAAAGUGAGGAUGAAGAAGUUGAUGAUUCUGUAGUAGUUGUGGAAGAGGAAGGUGAUGGGGAAGAUGAGGAAGAUGAAGGAGAAGAAGAAGAGGUUGAUGAGGAAGAAGUUUAUGAAGAAGGUGAAGAAGAUGCAGGAGAAGGCAUUGAAGAGGGUGAAGGCGAUUUAGAUGCAGAAGGAGCAGAUGGUGAACAGGAAGAGUGAACGAGAAUCAUCAGGAAGCUGCCACCACACAGCACAGUCCAUUUACAUUACCUGUGUUUCGUAGUUUGGGGCCACAUUAUCACCCAACACUAGGUUCUAAAAACUUUUGGGAAGGGCAAAUUUUAAAGAACCGAUGGAACUGAAUUGAAAAUUAAAAAUUUCAUCAAUUUUUAUAGGAAAACAUUCAGCUGUUGUCAUAAUUUAAGGCUUGCAUUGUUCUAUUGAAGAUUUGAAGUGACUUUCUGUUAAAUGCUUCAUUGUGUUGAAUGAAUUUGACCUUUAGUAAAGUCGUAAAUUAUAGCAUUUGCUUGUUAAUUAGGUUCUGAGUGAGCACUUGAUUUAUGUAAAUUAUUUACUCUAUCAGGAGAUAGGGAUUAUGUAACUGUAAAUUUUCCCCAACUUUUAAAUUUUUUAUGAUUCUCAAACUGGAUUUUAUUUGUGAUAUGAUUCUGUUGCUCUGUCUUGAUAUCUGUCUUUAGUGUAAUAUAUUUCAUUGAAGUUUUGAUUUAAACUGUUUCUUAUCUUAUUUUGAAAAAAUCUGUGUCAUUAAAAAAAUCACCUUAAAAAUUGUAAGAUAUAUUUCAUCUGCAUUAAAGAAUUUGUUCAUAGAUUUUUAACUUAAUUUCUUUAUUUUUAAGGUAAUGAGUUUUUGUCAUCAAACAUUGUUUUUUACCGUACAGAAUUUUGCACGCUAAGUAUUUCUAAAAAAUUAAGGAAUUCAAUGCAUUGCUGAAAAUUUUAUUUUAGUAUAGUGUGUGCUUGAUUUUUCAGAAACUCAUACAAAUUGAUCAGUGUUGAUUUUGACCACAGUAAAAAUAAUUUAAAAUAAUGAGAUUAAUUUGAAGUAUAUUCAGCUAUUCAUUAUGAGUUGAUUAAAUUUUAAUUGGUUGUAUUUGAGAAAAAAUGAACUGCACCUUAAUUUAUUGAAUAAGACAAUCAUGCUGGUUUUUGCCAAAGAUCUUUUCCUGAUUAGAAAAAAAUGGAGGUAAUUUUUAUGAAAAUUCAGGGAGUUUAAAACAUUGCAUAUGUGUUCCUUCAAAGUAGAUUUGCACUACUAUCAUUAAUAAAUUCAUGUUUUUUUUUUUUUGUUUUUUUUUUUUAACACUUCAUGAUGCACAUUUAAUUUCAUCACUUUGUGUAUAACUUCCUUUUUUUAAUGCACAUGUAUAUCAUUUGCAAACGGGAAAGGCAAUACAGUUCCAAAAAAUUGUUUUCAAUUACUUGCAUAUAAAUAGCUCCUUUUUAUAAUUGCAUGUUACAAAAUAAAUCUGUUAAAGGAAAUAAACACUUCAUGUAUAUUUUUAUUGAUGUCUGCACUUGCUGCCAUCGUGGUUGAAAAAAUAUUUUCACUUUUAAUUAACUUGACUUCAUCAGUUUUGCAAAAGAUAAUAUACAGUCAAACUUUAUUAAUGCAAAAUUGCUUAGAACAAAAUAUCGCUUAUGUGACGCACUGGUUUAGUCCUGUGAGUUAACAAUCAGAUAAGAUGAAUUCUGGUUAACAUGAAACAAUUAUCAUGGUCUUGUGAGUUUCAUGUAAGCAAGUUUCAACUGUAUAAGAUCUAAUAAAAUAAGAGCUAAAAUGGAAACCAAAAAAACAGACUUUAAAUGUGCCCCCCCCCCCCCCCCAGAAGAUUAAAAUUUGCUAUCUCAUAUUUAUCUAUAUUACACAAGCUUUCCAAUCUGGUGGAGGGAGCAUAAAACGUUACAGCAAUCUUGGGUUCUAAUUGGUUAUCUUGUUUUAUAAAUAGUAAAUGAAAUUAUGUGUAGCUAAAUAACACAGGAAGCUAUGUAGACAUUCCUAGGUGUAAAGUUAAUUUCUUUAAUGAUGUUUAUUAUGUUCAUGAAAGGCCACUUGUACAAAGUGAAAUGUUUUCUGAAGCUUUUAAUUGUGAAAUCUGAAUUUUCAGAGGUCGUUCCAACCUCUAAUUUCUAAAGUGAUGCACUUUGCUGUGUAUGGAGAUCAGUGUUAUGUAUAGUGUACAUAUUUUUCUGGGUGAAGGAGUGACUUAGGUUGACAUUGUAGUUACAAAGCACCUCAAGUAAAGCAAAAUUUCAGAAGAAAAACAUUCAUUCCGUUUUUACAUUUCUUCCCCUCCAUGUUCAUUUGACCAGUGUGCAUGGAAUACAGACAUUUCAUUGGCAUUAAAUAUCCAGUGUAUCUACACGUGGAAUGUAAUUUUUGUCUUGUAAAAUAUGGCAACGAUCUAUGUCAGCAUUUGUUCUUUAUUCGCUUCAUCUGGAGCCCAUCCAUUUCGAAACAUCUGUCUGUACAACCAUGUUCUUUUCUUGAUUAAAAACUCGACUUUCA
This is a messenger RNA of Uloborus diversus, 3348 nucleotides long. RefSeq names its product protein SET-like. Gene Ontology annotation, molecular function: histone binding; chromatin binding. The coding region runs from base 120 to 1040 and encodes 306 amino acids. Gene Ontology annotation, cellular component: chromatin; nucleus. Gene Ontology annotation, biological process: nucleosome assembly. The record is from RefSeq and is a predicted model, not a curated record. The transcript has 7 exons. NCBI's taxonomy places the organism in Eukaryota, Metazoa, Arthropoda, Arachnida, Araneae, Uloboridae.